This is a messenger RNA of Eublepharis macularius, 4931 nucleotides long. It is a transcript of the gene KIF7, whose product is annotated as kinesin family member 7. The transcript has 19 exons. Gene Ontology annotation, molecular function: ATP binding; microtubule motor activity; microtubule binding. NCBI's taxonomy places the organism in Eukaryota, Metazoa, Chordata, Lepidosauria, Squamata, Eublepharidae. The coding region runs from base 389 to 4516 and encodes 1375 amino acids. Gene Ontology annotation, biological process: mitotic spindle organization; microtubule-based movement. The record is from RefSeq and is a predicted model, not a curated record.
CAGUCCCGCCCUGCCGAAGCGGGCUUGUUAUUGUGGCGCCGAGGCUCGCAGAGGAGGAGUUUGCGAGCCACACACGCAAGUUUUCUUCCUUGUGCUAGAUAUCCGCACUCAUCCUGGUGUUUCUGAUUGCGGAGAUUUUGUGAUUUCUGACAAUAGCGGAUGCGGAGUGCCUUGUGAAGUUUCCUGAUCUGCUCAUGCCACCCCUAAAAAUACAGAGCAGGUGUCUGUCUUGCUUUGGCAGCUCUGCUUCUGGAACCGAAUUGCCAGUAUUCCCUAUUUUAGAGACAGUGUUGUCUGCUCUAGUUUCAUCCUCUUGUGGUGUGGCUGGCAGAGUGAUGGCACCUCUGCUUGGCUUACCUCUGUCCUGACUCUUCCGUUGUGACUGAACAUGGGCCGUAAGGCUGAGUCCCAGCCAUCAAUGGAGGAGACCCCCGUCAGGGUGGCUGUUCGCAUUCGACCCCUCCUGCCUAAGGAACGGUUGCAUGGGCACCAGACUUGCCUGCGAGGAGACCCAGAGACUAAGGAAGUGACCCUCGGGCACAACCGUCAUUUUCACUUUGACACCAUCUUCAUCGAAUCCGCCAGCCAGGAGUCUGUGUAUGCCGUGUGCGUGCAACCACUGGUGGAGGCCUUCUUUGAAGGCUUCAACGCUACCGUGUUUGCCUAUGGCCAGACAGGGUCUGGCAAGACCUACACCAUUGGAGAAGCAACUGUCUCUUCUAUCAAUGAAGAUGAGCAGGGCAUAAUUCCCAGAGCCAUGGCUGAAGCCUUCAAACUCAUGGAUGAGAAUGACUUGUUGGAUUACACGGUCCGUAUUUCUUACCUGGAAGUCUAUAAGGAGGAAUUCCGGGACCUCCUGCAAGUGGAGACAGCGAGCAAAGACAUCCAGAUCCGGGAAGAUGACAAGGGCAACAUUGUGUUGUACGGGGUAAAGGAGACUGAAGUGGAGGGCCUGGAUGAGGUCUUGAGUCUGCUGGAAAUGGGCAACAUGGCGAAGCACACUGGAGCCACCCACCUCAACAGGAAGUCCAGCCGCUCGCACACUGUCUUCACUGUGACGAUGGAGCAGCGCCGGAAUGCUGGUCGCCUCACGCGCCUCACCCUUCAAGACAAGGCCUCGAUUCCGGCCUCCGGCCAAGUUCUUACCUCCAAAUUUCACUUUGUUGACUUGGCUGGCUCUGAGAGGGUGGUGAAGACUGGGAGCACAGGGGAGAGACUGAAGGAGAGCAUCCAGAUCAACAGCAGCCUGCUGGCGCUGGGCAAUGUCAUCAGUGCCUUGGGGGACCCCCGCCGGAAAGGCAGUCACAUUCCCUACCGGGAUUCCAAAAUCACCAGGAUCCUGAAAGACUCCCUAGGUGGGAACGCUCAGACUGUGAUGAUUGCCUGUGUCAGCCCCUCCUCCUCUGACUUUGAUGAGAGCUUGACCACCCUGAACUAUGCCAGCCGCGCUCAGAACAUCAAGAACAGGGCGGUGGUGAACUGCCGCAAGGAGGCGGAGCAGGUGGCAGAACUGCAGCUGCAGAUAAAGAGCCUGCAGAGGGCACUGGAGCAGCGGCACCGCUCGGAGACCCGCAUCAUCAACCGUUCGGACCCAGCCCCCAAGCGGCACUCACAGGAUCGCACCUCUCGCUUGCUUGCGGAGUGUGCCCACUAUAGGACGUGCACCGAUGCUGCCUACCGGCUCUUGACAGAGCUGCAGGAAGAAGGCAACUUGACUGUGGAUCAGAUCCUCCACGUGAAGGAGUGGCUGUGUGCUGUGGAGAGUGAGAGGAGUGAGUUGAGCUCAGCCUCUGGCUUAGACAGCGGCAUCGAGAGCACUUCGGCUGAAGAUCAGAACCACAAGGAGCAAAUCUCCAAAUCUUCCAGCACUCAGCAGGAGACCCACACGACGGGACCUGAGAAAGAAAAAGAAGAGACUCUGGCGAGGCUGGAGAGACAAGUGGAGAGGUUAGAAGAGGAGAAUCGGGAUUUCCUGGCUGCCCUCGAGGAUGCCAUGGAGCAAUACAAGCUGCAGAGUGACAAGUUACAGGAGCAAGAAGACCUCAUCUCCAAACUACACAAGUGCCUGCCGAUGGAGGUGCCAAACUCGGAAGUACCUGAAUUGCUGCAAGACGUCUACCUGGUUCAGCUUGGCCAGAGGCCUCACACAGCCCCUGUGGGCACUGCCCACUCGCCCCGCUGGCCCAAGUUUGGCCUUACCAACCACAACAAGCUCUCCGGUCCCCCAGCUUUCAGUGGAAAGGGCUUGUUGGGGUACCAUCAAGGUUGCCCUCGAGGUUUGGAUGGUGACAACGUGAUCCUGACACAGGAAGCUGACAAGCCUUCAGAGGGGCCGGGGGAGCCCUCCGAGGAGGAGGAAGAAGAGGAGGAAGAGAGAGGAGAGCAUGAGCAAACACGGUCCCUUUACCAGCGCAGAAAUGGGAUCCACAGCUGGAGUAAAAAGAAGAUUUCAAGCAAGGGGGGCAGAGACUGGGGCAAAAGCAAGCCAGUAUCGAUCCAGGAGGAACCUCCAGAGUUAUCCAAAGUUGCAGCAGAUGGCAGGAGACCAGAGCCAGUCAACGUCAGAGAAGGCUUUUCGGGUAAAGAUUCAGAGUGGCGGCUGGUUCAAGCUCAGCAGAAGAUCCGUGAGCUGGCCAUCAACAUCCGCAUAAAAGAGGACUUGAUCACGGAACUCAUCAAGACAGGCAAGCAUGCACAGAUCAUGAACAAGCAGUACUGCCAGAAGAUCCACGAGCUGGAGCGGGAGACGGAGCAGGUGCGAGUGGAGCUGGGCGACAGCCAGAGGCAGCUGCAGGAACUGGAAGGCAGAGAGCCCCGGGACCCCGGAGAGAAGCGGAAGCUGCAGGAGUGCCGCAGCAAAGUGGCAGCUGCUCAGAGCAAGGCAAAGGUCCUGCAGCAGAAGAAGCAGGCGACGGAGAGGUUGGCGUCUCUCUCCACUCAAAGCGAGAAGCGGGUGCAGGAGCUGGAGAGGAAUGUGCAGCUGAUGCGGCAGCAGCAGGGGCAGCUCCAGAGGCGGCUGCGGGAAGAGGUGGAGCAGAAGCGGCGCCUGGAGACGGAGAUGCACAGAGGGCAGCAUCGGGUCAAGGAGUUGGAACUGAAACACGAACAGCACCAGAAGAUCCUGCGCCUCAAGACGGAAGAAAUCGCCGCGUUCCAGAGGAAGCGCCGGAGCGGCAGCAACGGCUCUGUGGUCAGUCUGGAGCAGCAGCAGAAAACCGAGGAGCAGAAAAAGUGGUUGGAUUCAGAGAUCGAGAAGGUUCUUGAGCAGCGCCGGGCCUUGGAUGAGCUGGAAGAUGAGCUGACAAAACGCGAAACCAUUGUAGUGAAAAAGGAAACUCUUCUUCAGGAGAAGAACAGCCUGGAAAAUAAGAGACUUCGUUCGAGCCAGGCCUUGAAUGAUGACAUCAUGCGGGUGUCCAGCCGGCUGGAGUAUCUGGAAAAGGAACUGACGCAGAAGAAUGGACAGCUUUGCCACAGCAGUGGCCAAGACCAGCAGCAGAUCCGGCAAGAAAUCAACAACUUGCGCCAAGAGAAGGAGCAGUUGCUCAAACAACGGCUGGAGAUAGACAGCAAGCUCCGGCAGGGCACUUUGCUGUCCCCCGAGGAGGAACGGGUUCUCUUCCAACUGGAUGAGGCUAUCGAGGCCCUGGAUGCUGCUAUCGAGUACAAAAACGAGUCCAUCACUUGCCGGCAGCGUGUCCUGCGCUCCUCCGCCAGCCUUCUGUCCCAGUGCGAGAUGAACCUUAUGGCCAAGCUCAGCUAUCUCUCUUCCUCCGAGACCCGGGCACUGCUUUGCAAGUAUUUCGAUAAGGUGGUGACCCUCCGUGAGGACCAGCACAAGCAGCACAUCGCCUUUUCAGAGCUAGAAAUGCAACUGGAGGAGCAGAAGCAGCUGGCGUUCUGGCUGGACGUCGCUUUGGAGCGCCAGCGCUUGGAGAUGGACCGCCAGCUGACCCUGCAGCAGAAGGAACAUGAGCAGAGUAUCCAGCUUCUGCUCCAGCAAAGCCGGGAGCAUAUGGAAGAAGGGCAGGCAGCCAGCAGGCUCCAGUUCCAAGGAAGGAUCCAAGCCCUGGAGAAGGAGUUGGCUCACUACAUGUGGGUAAACCAGGAACUGAACCAGAAGCUGAGCACAAGCCACCCAGGAGGCCAAGGCAGAGGAACAGAAAGAAACAUGGCCAGGGACAGACCUGCUUCACUUAGGAUACAAGACAGCUUCAGCAUUAACAGUGUGCUGGAACAACCAGUGGAGGAGAAGCCCAGGGACUUGGUGCGUGCACCCUUACCACCCACGUGGAGACGCUCUUCGCAGUCCUGUGCCAACAUACUAAUCCCAGAAGACCUUCACCAGAAGGAUGCUGAGUUCCAGCUCCGAGCUAGCCAGGCGAAGGAAUUAUCCCCUCCCCUGAGCCUGGCCCCUGUACUGAAACCUCGCAAGGAACUGUACAGGGGGGCCCUGAAUGUUGUUCCUGGACUGUGUUGCCCAGCAAUCAUAGAUGUCAGGAAAAAUCCACUCUAGGCAGUAUAUUCUAGCAGCUGCUUUAGGUCAGAAGUUUGGGCAUGGGCUAGGGCCUGUCUUUAGAAGAACCCACACUUGGGCAAGUCUGAGCUGGCUUGAUACUAACAUAUGGUGGAAUAUUUUCCUCUCGUUCGAAACUUAGUGCAACUCAUGUAAGAGGCUUAAUGUUUUGGUACUCCUGGCUUUUGAGGCAUAGAGGAGGUAAAAGCAUUCUUGUGCCUUCUCUUCUACAAGGGGAGCCUUGUUUCCAAUUCUGAAAACUCCCUACAGGAAAGACCACUACCUCUGGCACAAAACCAUCAUUUAAGGAGAUGGAAGACAGUCACAGAUACUUGCUGUGUGAAGUGAUGCUGGAGGAACAUGUGUACAUUAACUUUUUUAUACUGUAGCAUUUUAAUAAACAAGCACAACCUUU